This is a messenger RNA of Phytophthora infestans T30-4, 1284 nucleotides long. RefSeq lists its product as uncharacterized. The transcript is spliced from 3 exons. The coding region runs from base 1 to 1284 and encodes 427 amino acids. Lineage: Eukaryota; Oomycota; Peronosporomycetes; Peronosporales; Peronosporaceae. The record is from RefSeq and is a predicted model, not a curated record.
AUGAGCACCAAGGUUACGACAAGUGCAAAGCCCGCGAUCGGCCGUCGAGGUAAUUCUCUGUCUGCAAGUCGACUACGCGAACAAUUAGCAGCCCGGAAUGGCCCUAGACACUCGGUGUACUGGGUGCAGCCGAAGAAGGGCGAGGUCAAGUUGCCAAGCUACACGAAUGUGAUGGAGUCUACCAACAUGGCUGCAUCUGCCAAGAAGAUCGAGUAUACUCUGCUAGGCAAGUACACUGGCGACUGGAAAGAUGGCAUGAAACAUGGCUACGGCGCUCUAUUGUACGCGAACGGGAACAAAUACGAAGGUGAAUGGGUCGAGAACAAACGGGAGGGUCGAGGGGUCUACUGGGUCGAGGAGAAGAAGAAACUGCGCAAACAAUACGCCGGGGAGUGGUGCAAUGACCACCGAGACGGUCGUGGCACGUUUUUCAACGAAGAUGGCGGGAAGUAUGAGGGGCAGUGGCUUAAUAACAAGCGUCAUGGUCAUGGGAGGAUGGUCAACGGUGAGGACCAGUCCGUCUACGAUGGAGAAUGGGUGGAUAAUGAGCGAUCUGGACGUGGAACGCUAGUGUUGGCAAAUGGUGAUCGUUAUGAGGGUCAUUGGCUUAACGACAGAAAAGAAGGCCCAGGACGGUAUUUCUAUAAGGCCACUCGCAAGAUCUACGAAGGCGAGUGGGCCGAUGGGGCACCAAAAUGUGGCACGUACCAUGACGACACCGAGUACAAUGACGACGAGCUUGGAGACGACGAGAGUCGCAACGCUUUCCAACUUCCAGAGUUGGAGCUCGCAUACCCAAAUCAAGUGUUAAGUGAAGGGGUCGCCAGUAUCCGUCAGGACCGUGUCCGCGAACGAGCCUUUGAAGCCGAUGAUGGCUACAUUCAGAGUGCAGUCGAUACAGCUGUUGCAACUCGUCGUAGCUCAAUGGCCGCGACAGAUCUCGAGCCGGGCGUAGUCGUCUUUGACGAGCAGAUGCUGCGCUUGAUCCAGAGCGAGUUUGCAGCUCUAUUGGCAGAACAGAGCGCUGCACUCGCCGAGAGUCUCGACACGGCGUCUGUCAAGACCCGAAGUGGCUGCAUCCCGUGCUCUCGUCUGUCUGGCCUCAUCGACGUGCUGCAACUCGAGGUGAGUGAGGAUCAACUCGCUGAGUUACUGCAAGAAAUCGGCGCUGCUAGUGACACGCUCGUGUCAUUCGCCGAAUGUGUCGACAUCCUGUCGUUACUCAUGGAGAGCGAAGAGGCGCCAAUUCUCGAGGAAGAUGAAGACGACGAUAGUAAUUACUAA